AUGGCACCUGCUCCUUCCGAUGCACGACCCAUCGUCUUUUCAGGACCCUCAGGCACAGGGAAGUCGACUCUGAUCAAGCGACUGUUCCAAAAACACCCCGACCUCUUCGGCUUCAGCGUCUCCCAUACUACCCGCCAGCCUCGAAACGGGGAGGAAGAUGGCGUGCACUACCACUUCACUACGGUGGAGAAUUUUGAAAAGAUGAUCGCGGAAGAUGCAUUCGUCGAGCAUGCUAGAUUUGGGGGCAACUACUAUGGAUCAUCCAAAAGGGCGGUCCAGGACGUCGCAGAUGGCAAAGGCAAGAGUAUCGACGGUAGCACUGCAGCAGGGAAGAGGAUCUGCAUCUUUGACAUUGAAAUGGAAGGGGUCAAGCAGCUGAAGAAGAGCACCUUGAAUCCUAGGAUCUGCUUCAUCCAGCCUCCCAGCAUGGAGAUUCUGGAGCAACGGCUGCGUGGCAGAGGCGACACUGCGGAGGAAGCCAUCCAGAGAAGACUGGCCCAGGCGAAGAAUGAGAUCGAGUACUGCAAGCAGGAAGGCAAAAAUGACAAGGUCAUCAUCAACGAUGACCUCGACCGAACGUUUAGUGAACUCGACGAGUGGGUAAUGCAGGAUAUUUCGGCUUGA
This is a messenger RNA of Exophiala spinifera, 624 nucleotides long. Its product is annotated as guanylate kinase. The coding region runs from base 1 to 624 and encodes 207 amino acids. Gene Ontology annotation, molecular function: GMP kinase activity. NCBI's taxonomy places the organism in Eukaryota, Fungi, Ascomycota, Eurotiomycetes, Chaetothyriales, Herpotrichiellaceae. The record is from RefSeq and is a predicted model, not a curated record. Gene Ontology annotation, biological process: purine nucleotide metabolic process. The transcript has a single exon. Gene Ontology annotation, cellular component: cytosol.